UAUAUGUGUGGCAUGCAAUAACAAGAUAUUGGGGUGGUGUUAAACCCGGGGUUUCAGGUAUGGAGCACUAUGAGUCAAAGAUGGCCUUCCCUGUCUCAUCUCCUGGAGUUGACUCGAAUCAACCAGAUGAAGCUUUGACAACCAUUGCCAUGAAUGGACUUGGCCUAGUGAAUCCUGAGAAAGUUUUUCACUUUUAUGAUGAACUCCAUUCAUAUUUGGCAUCCGCUGGUAUUGAUGGUGUCAAAGUUGAUGUUCAGAAUAUCCUUGAAACUCUUGGAGCAGGACAUGGUGGGAGGGUGAAACUUGCAAGGAAAUACCACCAGGCAUUAGAGGCAUCAAUCUCUAGAAACUUCCCUGAUAAUGGAAUCAUUUGUUGCAUGAGUCACAACACAGAUGGAUUGUACAGUGCAAAGCGUUCUGCUGUUAUUAGGGCAUCAGAUGAUUUCUGGCCAAAAGACCCUGCAUCUCACACGAUUCACAUUGCAUCAUUAUGAGGCAACACUCAGUCAUCCUCGGGAGGAUCCACCAGUUCACCAUUCACAAUCUUCUUAAAGUAGCCCAUUCCCCCAAUGUCGAGAUCGGCGUACAGAAAUCUUAUUUGAGAGGUUGCCGCAUCAAAGCCUUGAACAAAUUUCGUCAAAGAGUCCAUCUUCGCGGCUUGAAGGUCAUUCUGGAGUUUCUCCACCUCAAGCUUCAUCAAGGACAAGUCGUUCUCAAAAACAUUCGCAGCAUCGGCCGACUUGUCCCGGGCCAGGCGCAUCUCGGCCAACUCGCUCUCCAUCGCAACCUUCUCGGCAGCCCAAACUUGCUUCUCUUCUUCGAAGAUGCGACGACCCUCCAGCAACUUGUCUCGCUCGUUGGCUACCCACUUGAAGUCAGCUCUACUCUUAUUCAAACCCUCCUCUAAGGAAACGAUCCUUUUUCCUUGCAACUUAGUCUCCCUCACUAAGCUGCGAAUUUUAUCUUCGUGGACCAACGAAAGAGCCGAGAGGCGAUUGGUAAGUGACUCGACGCCCUUGGUGAUGGUGAAAGCACUCAUCUUCUCCAAAUCGUCUCGGUCGCCUUCUAGCAAGUCGGUUCCCCGAAUGUGAGCACUGUGGUUGAACUUCUCGUCCCAAAAAAGAAACAACAUUGCCACGGUCGUCCCCAUGGUUCACCAGCUCCCAAUUCUCGCCGAGACAGGCACUCAGGGUCCUCUCGGCCGAUUGAACUUCGGUGUCGCCUUUGUCCAUCUCGGCGGCCACGACCGUCUCCAAGUUAACAACCGAUAUCGACUUAUCGGCCUCGCGACGGCGCUUUUGAGGGGUCUCGCCAAUAGUUCUCGACUUCACCACCGGACUUCCGGUCUCCGCAACCUUCUCGGAAGCCGACUCACCAACAGCAGCAGCUUGGGAAACCUUUUGUUGUUUCCAGAGUUUCAUCAUUUCCCGGUUGCUCAGACUAGCCAUUCUUGCUGCAAAGGGCAAUCAACGAACAAGUCAUAAUAAGAAAAAGACGUCAAACAAAGAAGGAAGUUGUUAAACUUAAAACAGCAGGAUACCAAUGUGAAUUUUCAAUUCCUGAGGCCUACUCUCUAGGUCUAGGAGUUUCCCCGUAUUGAAAAAGGUUUUCAAAUCUUCAAUUUUCUUAACGUCGACCCGGUCGCUCUCGGAAAGCUUCUCGGCAUCUAGCCCACCGAAGGCUAUCGUUUUCUGGUUCCAGUACAAGGGGAACCCUUCUAACACAUCUUCGUGACCCGGUAAACUACGCACUCGGAAAAAUGAUUUUUUGAAAUCUUUGUAGGACGAUUGAAAUAAGGACAACAAGCCCCGACCCGAAACCCCGCUAACGGAUACCCAGCUAGUACGUUUGCUAACCCUACUCUCAAAAAAAUAGAAAAACUUAUCUGUAGUCGGGGUUAUACCGAGUCCCUCACACAAGAUCUCAAACACUCGCACAAAGGCCCAACUAUUGGGAUGUAGUUGGGUCGGGGCAACACCCAAAACUCGAAGUACCCCCUUUUCACAGUGGGUUAGGGGCCAUCUCACCCUAAUUUUAGAAAUAAGAGUGGUGUAGCAAAAUGUAAAUUUUUCAGUUGAGGGUGAACUAACACACACUGGUUCCUUAUCGACACAAGGUUCACACAUAACUACUUCGUCCCCGUCACGGCAGACUACAUGGUCUCUGCAAAAGCUGUCCAUGGCUUCCC
Molecule: messenger RNA, 2188 nt
Organism: Cajanus cajan (pigeon pea)
Lineage: Eukaryota; Viridiplantae; Streptophyta; Magnoliopsida; Fabales; Fabaceae
Source: RefSeq, a predicted model, not a curated record